Molecule: messenger RNA, 1095 nt
Organism: Diplodia corticola
Lineage: Eukaryota; Fungi; Ascomycota; Dothideomycetes; Botryosphaeriales; Botryosphaeriaceae
Product: urod-like protein
Exons: 1
Coding region: 1-1095 (364 amino acids)
Source: RefSeq, a predicted model, not a curated record
AUGGCUGCCGCUCAGGUUCGUGGCGUUCAUCUGGUCGGCAGCGUCUGCCUCCCUUCUGCCGAGGAUGUGUUCCGCAAGAGCGUCGAGCUGCUUCCCGGCAGACUGCGGAGCAUCCCUGACGGUGAGACGCAGCACCGUGCAAACUUCACUUUUUGGCAGUGUGGCGUCUUCAAGGCCGCCCCUCAAGUCCUCCGCGAAUAUGACGCAACCUUCAACACGGUUCCCAUGACUUCGGUUCCCUCAGACGAGGAAAUCCAGCGUGUCGUGAAGAGUCUUCCCGAGCUUCACACCGGCUACGACCUAGUCGCCAUCGAGUCAUACGAGCUCUUUUCCAAGCUCCGGAAGGAGGGCGCUAUUCCCAAAGGUGUCAAAUUCCAGGUUUCUCUCCCCACACCGCCCAAUGCUUUGGUCCUCAUCGCGGAACCCUACCAACCCGCCAUCGAGCCGCUGUACGAAGCUGCUCUUGUGCGCGACCUAAGGAAGAUCGAGCAGGCUAUCCCGCCCGAGGAUCUCCUCAUCCAGUGGGACGCUGCUGCGGAAUUCGCCAUGCUGGAAGGCGCCAUUUGGCCCCACUUCAAGCCGUGGUUCUCGCCCGUUCGUGAGCACCUCGAACAACAGCUCGCACGCCUAACGAAUGCGGUCAGCCCACAGGUUGAAAUGGGCGUCCACCUAUGCUAUGGCGACUUGGGUCAUCGCCACUUUUUUGAGCCCAAGGACGUGGGGCUUCUCGUUGAUGUGGCGAACACUCUCAUAAAAAACACCCAAAGGCCCAUAUCCUAUUUCCACAUGCCCGUUCCCAAGGAAAGAGACGACACUGAAUAUGUCGCCCCUCUCAAGAAUCUUAGGCUAGGUCCAACCGAAUUGUACUUGGGAGUCGUCCACGCUGGUGAUGAGGAGGGAACGCGCCGCAGAAUCGCGACUGCUUCGCAAGUGGUCAAAGAGUUCUCCGUAGCAACUGAGUGCGGUCUGGGAAGGACGCCCCCAGAGGACUUUGCGUCUAUCAUGUCCAUCGCCGCUGCAGUUUCCGCCCCGCUUCCUAGCUUGGAUCCAAAUGGUUCCCUGAAUGGGUCGGCGAAUGGUUCCUCGAGGAAUUGA